Messenger RNA from Zalophus californianus (California sea lion), 330 nucleotides. RefSeq names its product resistin like beta (gene RETNLB). The record is from RefSeq and is a predicted model, not a curated record. The transcript is spliced from 3 exons. The coding region runs from base 1 to 330 and encodes 109 amino acids. Gene Ontology annotation, molecular function: hormone activity. Gene Ontology annotation, cellular component: extracellular region. Lineage: Eukaryota; Metazoa; Chordata; Mammalia; Carnivora; Otariidae.
AUGAAGUCUACCUCUUGCUUCCUUCUUAUUCUCAUCCUCCUCCAGCUGAUGAUCCCAGGGACUGCUCCGUGUUCCUUAGACUCCCUUGUGGAUACAAAGAUAAAGGAUCUUUUCUCCUAUUCAGAGUUAAAUCCUUCCCCAACAAAAAGGAUGUCGUGUGUCAGUAUCACGAACUCAGGCAGACUAUCCUCCUGCCCUGCAGGGAUGGUUGUCACUGGCUGUGCCUGUGGCUAUGGCUGUGGUUCCUGGGAUAUCCGGGGAGAAACCACAUGCCACUGCCAGUGCAGCACAAUGGACUGGACCACUGCUCGCUGCUGCCACCUGACCUGA